Molecule: messenger RNA, 684 nt
Organism: Rotaria sp. Silwood2
Lineage: Eukaryota; Metazoa; Rotifera; Eurotatoria; Philodinida; Philodinidae
Source: the annotation of a GenBank genome assembly
AUGACUUUUACGGAUAAACCAUUACCAUUUUCAAUUGAUGAUAUUCUUAAAUAUGAAAAAUCAAAAACAUCAAUUUAUCCAACAUUUAUACAACGAUCUUAUCAACUUCCAUCAUUAUUAUCAACAUCCUAUCUUUCAUUUUCAACAUCGAAUAAACAUUCAUGUUCUGAACAUCGAUCAACACAUUGUAAUUCAAAUUUACAUAAUUGUCAUUUAUCAACAUUACAAUUAAAUUCAACAUAUCCUAAUUUGGAUACAUUUAUUCAUCAUCGACGUUGUCGACGAACACGAACAGUUUUUUCUGAUGCUCAACUACUUGGUCUUGAAAAACGUUUUGAAACACAAAAAUAUCUAUCAACACCAGAUCGUAUUGAACUUGCUGAUAUGUUACAUUUAUCUCAAUUACAAGUUAAAACUUGGUAUCAAAAUCGUCGAAUGAAAUGGAAAAAGCAAGUAUUACAACAAGGAUGUAAAGAAGCACCAACAAAACCAAAAGGUCGUCCUAAAAAAAAUUCGAUACCAUCUUAUGCAGAAUUACAAAGAAUUGAAAAUGAAAAACAAAUAACUACUUUAACGGUCUCAUCUUCAUGUACAUCAGAUGAUGAUGAAAAUACAUCUCAAUCAAUGCAUUAUACGGAUGAUGACGAUAUUGAUGAAGAUCAAUUUAUUGAUAUUGAACAAUGA